AGCUGUUUCCGUUCAGUCCCAUACCGGUCGUGACCGGCGCCGGUCGUGACCGGCGGGGGUCGUGCGUGGGCUUCAUGUCGAUGUUCCGAGUCAAGGAGAUUGAGACGGUGCUCCGAAAUGCCGUGACGGACCAGAUGAAGAAUAUCCUACUGAUCCAUGAGAAUGGCGGUGUCAUCGCAGCGGCCUAUCCCAAAGAGGCAUCUACGUCAGCUUGGCGAUCGAAGAUGCUGCUGCAGGGUGCCAAUGAGAGGGAGAUCUGGACUGGACAUUUGUCCCCUAUCCACGUCAAGGUGGAUCACUCGGCUGUGGCACUGCUCUCAAGCGCCGCCACAGAGUACAAGUGCGCAGAGCAAUAUGUGGCCCCUGAUGGCAAACCAGAGUUUGAGGGCGCCCUCUUCUACUGUGAGAAUGCCUUAGUGGCUUGCCGAGCUUUCAUGCCCUGCACUGAGCAGACGCAGAUCUUGCUUGCGGUCUGGUGCCCCACGGGUGGAGCGACGCUCGCUGGUCUCCUCCUCUCGCGCUUGGAACUCCUACAGAAAGAGCUUGAAUGUCUACAGCCUUUGCUGAAGCAUUCAGCUGGACAGCCCUACUGAGGAAUGCAUCACGCGACUAGCUGAUGUCAACAUGGUCAGAACAAAACCAUUUGUUGGCAUGCAAGAUCCCAU
This is a messenger RNA of Durusdinium trenchii, 665 nucleotides long. The record is from the annotation of a GenBank genome assembly. Lineage: Eukaryota; Dinophyceae; Suessiales; Symbiodiniaceae.